GUUGUGUUAAGAAGCAGCUGAAUGCACACAGUGCGUGUGUUAGCUGCUGAGCUAGGUUAGCAUUGCACACAGGGGAAACAUGGAGAUGUUGUUGAGGGAAAGAUGGAGCUAGCUGGUGAGAGUUAGCUACAAUACCAAGCAUUAAAAUUUCGAGAAGAAUCGCCUUAAAUCAGGAUCUUAGCAUCAGUAAUGAAGCACAUGGUAAUCGCUAUGGCAGAACCCAUGGAGAACGGCCCCAGUAACUGCAACGGUGAGGCCGAGCAGGUAUGGGAGAGACCCUGGACGUUGGACGAGAUGCGGAAAAACAGCGCAAAUUGGUCUCUAGCUGCAGAUUCUGGGCUUUUUCUCUACCUGCAAGACUUCUCUCAGUGGAUGUUGUCUAAGACGCAUGAGAUCGAAAAACAGUUGGAUGGCCUUAUUCGGGACACCAAAGCAACUGAUAGCUGCCUCCACACAGUCUUUAAUGACUUUCUUAUGCUUUCCAACAUACAAUUUAUAGAAAAUAGGGUUUAUGAUGAGGAAGUUGAAGAGCCAGUCCCAAAAACAGAGGCUCAGGAGAAACGCCCUGAACAGGAAAAAACACGAGAACAGAAAGAAGCAGAGCUGAUACCUAAAGUCCAGGAGGCAGUGAACUAUGGUCUGAAGGUCCUGGAAUGUGCCUUUGAGCAGCUGGACGUUAAAGUAGGGAACUCGGACUCUGAGGAUGAGGAGGCAGCUGACAGAGUGGAGCCCAUUCUGGAACCCAAGGAUUUAUACGUAGACAGGCCGCUCCCGUACUUGAUUGGAUCUCAGGCUUUUAUGGAACAAGAUGACGUUGGCCUGGGAGAUCUCUCAAGUGAUGAAAUGUCCAUUGACAGCGACAGGGAGAGUCUUGUUGAGAGUGAAGUGGAUAAAGAUCAGGAGGAGCACUCAGACGAGGACUUUGACCAAGAAGGAGAAAGCCAAGGAAGCUUAAAGAAAAAGCCUGUCAGUUCUGAUGAAGAGGAAGAAAAUGAAGAUUCUGACUUAUUUGGAGAAUCUGACAAGGAUGAAGAUGAAGCCAGAAGGGAUGACGUGGGUCCAGCAUCUUUUGCUGAUCAGCUGGCUGCAAGAAUUAAAGAUACAACAAAAAAGCCAGAGGCAGACCGUACGUCAUUGUCAUCAGGCACAUCUGUCACCAAGAGGAAAAACCAAGGAAAGAAACUGCCAGAGGCACAGGUGGAAGAUGAUGAUGAUGAUGAGAUGUUCAAGCCUCCAAAAAUGGAGGAUGAUGAAUAUUCUCCAUUCGGAGGAAAGGGUGGUCUCUUUAGUGGAGGUAAAGGCCUGUUUGAUGAUGAUGAGGGUGAUCUGUUUUCUGAGGCACCCAAAAAGGUGAAUGAGCAAGCAGCAUCUCAAAAAACAGAGAGUGUCAACACUAAGAGAAUACCCACAGGUGCAGUUUCCAUUUUCCCAGAAAACAGUCUCUUUGGCUCACCAAAUGGUUCAGACUCAUUAAUGAGUAAAGAGAAUGACCGACCAGUCAAAUCCAAAGUGCAGGCAGCUCGAGAACAGACGUCACAAGGAAGUGGCCUUUUUGAUGACAAUGAGGAUGAUGAUGACUUUUUCAGUGGGAAGAUGCUCAAAAAACCCACGUCUGCUGUACAGGAGAAAGCCAAGCCAAAGAUGACAGCAGACCUGUUUGGAGGUGAUGAAGAUGAUGAUGAGGAUGGUGACAUUUUUAGUGUGGGUUCUCGUUCUGCAGUUGCUCAGCAGAGUAAGAAAGCUGUGGAAGAGGAAGGGGUGAUACAACCUCCUGAGAAAAAGUUACCUGCUGGUGCCAUCUCCAUGUUUGGGCCUGGCACAAAUAAUCUUCUUGCAGAAAGCCUGAAGAAACGUCAUCCUUCAACAAGUGAGGAGUCUGUGAAAUCUGAGGAGAGUAUGCCCCCUCCUGUGGUCAAACCAUCAGUUGCUCCUAAAACAACAGAGAAAGUGCAGAGCAAGAGUCUUUUCUCUGAUGAUGAGGACUCACAAAUAUUCCCUACUGUGCCAAAAAGUCAGUCAAAACCAGAAGGUCCAGUGCAGAACAAACCAAGCAAGGCUACGAUCUCUAUAUUUGAUGAUGAGGAGGAGGAGGAUCUCUUUUCCUCUGUGCCAAAAUCUCAGUCAGUUCAGGUCAAAACAGCAGUGCCCCAACCCAAGAAAACUUUAUCAAGUGCUCUUUUUAGUGAUGAUGAGGAUCAGUGGAUGAGCUCACAGCCCAGCCCUGCCAAGCCUGACGUGAAGAGUGGUGGGAUGAAGGCUAGUACCAGUGCCCCCUCCAGGCUACCCAGUGGCAAAGCAGCACAGAAAGAUAGCUUGUUUGAUGACAAUGAUGACGAUGAUCUAUUUGCAGCCACAAAAGAGCCAAGUCAGAAGAAACCUCAGAGAGUCUCCCUCCUGUUCGAGGAUGAAGACGAUGAAGACAAAGGUUCACUGUUUGGUUUCAAGCCAUCUGCAGACAAAGGAACUCCGGCAGUCAAAGUGCCUGCUGCUGUGUCUCAGGCUCCCUCUCUGUUUGGCCCAGAGGAAACACAGAAAGUGGCAAAUGUAGCUGAGGAAAAGCCUUCAGACAAGAAGCCUGUGCAGCCAGCAUCUUCCCCUGAGGAGACUACCAAGAGUAAAAAGCCUGCUGGGGCUGUUAGCUUGUUUGGAGGAAUUAAUGUGCUAGGAGACGAAGCCAAAACCACAACAAAACAGAGCAAGAAUGCACUGGAGGACUUCGAUGAUCUUGACUGGCAUAAGGAAACCCCACCACCCAUGGAGACCAAGGAGAAGAAGGCCAAGAAAAACACAUUUAGUCUGUUUGAUGAUGAUGAUGAUGAAGAAGAGGAACAUGAUGAGAUAUCUCCUCUUUCCACAGCAACCAAGCAUACAGACAAAAGUACAUUAAAGUCUCAGGAGCCAAAAACUUUUGUGAAGAGCACAGGUGUGUUUCAGGAUGAGGAGCUUCUGUUCAGCCAGACGCAGCAAAGAGACAAUGACCCAGAGGUGGACCUCUUUGCUACGUCUGCUAAACCCUCAGCACCUGUACCUAGCUCAGCGAAGCCCGCUGUUUCUACACUGUUUGGGGAGGACGAGGAUGAUGACGACCUUUUCAGCUCUGCAAAGCCAAAAGCUCCACCGAAAGUACCAGACAAGCCGAGUAAGGCUAAACUUGAAGAAACCGACAAAGGUGCAAGUACAAUACAGUCAGCUAAGAGUGAGAAGCCUGUGAUCCCUGUAAAACCCAAAGAAACCUCAUCAAGGAUUGGAAAACUUCAAGCUAGUUUGGCCAUCAACCCUGCCAGCCUCAUGCCAGGAGCAGGUCCACGGGUUCCAGGUGCAGUCAGCAUAACCCCUGAUCUGACUCAGUCCAGUUCACCCAGACCUGCAGGGCUGCUGCCUGCCUCUGCGGCCACUGCGGGACUCCAGGUUGCUGCUGAGGGAGGGAUCAGCUUUGACUCCCCAGCUCAGGUCACAACAUUACAGAAUGCCAAUAAGGACCGCGUUAAAGGCGCAAUGCAUCGGCGUCCCCAGACACGUGCAGCGAGACACUUGGCUGCUCAGCGCUCUGAAGAGGCUCGAUUGGACAGCCCGGAAGAAAACUCAGCUCUUCAAGCUGGUUCAGCAGCCAGAACGACUUCAGCACCAUCUGCCUUUAAUCCUGUAACAGCCAGACCCUCUGCUCUCACACUACCUAUAACCACUAGCACCAUCACAAUGCCUGCACAAACACUCUCUGAUGGGGUGGUCAGGCCCAAGAUUCUCCCUCCUACUGGGGAGGACUUGUUUUCCUCAGAGGACCUUUUUGCUUCUGCCUCAGUUCCUAAACACACACCUCUACCGCAAACCAAGACAAAGGCUCCUGAGACAGUGGUCCAUGGAGCCUCCAAGAAAAAAGAGCCAGCCCUGCCUAUCUUCAACGACAAUAGUGAGGACCUCUUUGCCACAGUCAAGCCAAAGCCGGUGAAGAAAGCCAAGGCUAUGCCUUUCCUUGAUGAUGACGAUGACAUUUUUGGAACAGAGAAGAAGAAGGACUCUAAGACACCUGUCAGCUCUGUUAAACCAGACCUUUUCCAGGAUGAUGAAGAAACACCCUCCAAAGUACUUAAGAAACCUAAAGAACAGAGCUUGGAGGCAAGCCUGUUUGAUGAUGAUGUUGACAUUUUUGCUGAUUUGACUCCUGUAACAAAGCCAAAGGAGAAAAAGACGAAGAAGAAAGUGGAAACUAAAUCAAUAUUUGAUGAUGACAUGGACGAUAUUUUCUCAUCUGGAAUCACAAAACCAGUAGGGGCCUCAUCCGCAAAGAAGUCUAAGAAGCCUGUCCAGGAAACCAACUCGGCAGAGGAAUCAGGCCAUAAUAUUUUUGAUGACCCUCUUAAUGUGUUUGGUGGAAACUAAAUAUCUUCUAUAUUUGUGUUGAGAUUGUUGGACUGACAGGCUAGAACUUGCUGAAUUAAUACUGUUGACAGAUAAUUUAUAAUUAAUAGAAAAAACAGCCUUAUGACAUAUAGAUAAAUAAUUAAAAAAAAAACUAACUUUUAACGCUAUAUAAAAACUCAUGUUUGAUCAAUAGCUUACAUCUUCAUCAAAAAGAGAUGAAUAGAAAUCUCAAGUAACUUCUAAUGGCAUCUGCUCAUCUCUCAGCAGUAGAGUAAAGCUGCCAUGAAGUGUUAUUUAGAUUAUUAAUGGAUUGUUUUAUUUCUUUAUGGUUAUUAUGGUAAAGCACUUUAAAAUUGACAUUAUCUGUUGUACAUCAUAUAAAAUCAAAUUGAUUUGAUUGUGAAUGGAUACAUUCCUCUGACAUGGUAAACAUGGUUUAUUUGCAUUCUUUUGCAUCAGUUUGUUGCAUAUGACUGUCAAGAUUGCUUAUCAACCUUAGUGCUCAUUGUCUUUUGAUGCUGUUUUUAUAAAUUUUUGUGUUGCAUGUAAAAUGAUUUUUUGUAAACUAAAGAAAAUAUAUUUUAUGAAGAGUGAAA
Pangasianodon hypophthalmus (striped catfish) is the source of this 4955-nucleotide messenger RNA. It is a transcript of the gene washc2c, whose product is annotated as WASH complex subunit 2C. The transcript is spliced from 33 exons. Gene Ontology annotation, biological process: protein localization to endosome; retrograde transport, endosome to Golgi. Bases 190 to 4377 code for a protein of 1395 amino acids. Gene Ontology annotation, molecular function: retromer complex binding; phosphatidylinositol phosphate binding. Gene Ontology annotation, cellular component: WASH complex; early endosome. The record is from RefSeq and is a predicted model, not a curated record. Lineage: Eukaryota; Metazoa; Chordata; Actinopteri; Siluriformes; Pangasiidae.